Messenger RNA from Geodia barretti, 3134 nucleotides. The record is from the annotation of a GenBank genome assembly. Lineage: Eukaryota; Metazoa; Porifera; Demospongiae; Tetractinellida; Geodiidae.
AUAGACUGCCAUGUAACUAUGAUCUCAUGAGAUAAACGUUUCCUGUCGCUGUUGGCUGUUGCGUAGAUACUAGCUAGCUAGUUUGCACCUGUUCUCAGUGCAUGCAGGUAGAAUAAAGAGUGUGGCAGUUGGUUUCACCUGGCCGCGGACAUUAUUAUAGCGUAUAUACUUGCAUGCUAAUCUAUGCGGAAUGCGAUCACAAUAAACAAAACAGCACAGCAUCUUGUGCGCAGGCGCACGAGAGGGAGGCAGCACGCGCAUGCGUUCAAAAUUUGGCGGUUCGAGAUUCGAAACGAGCACGACGGUGAACCAACCCAGAAGGCGUGCCAACUCGUCCAUAAUUGUCAGAGCCAUGUCGGGCUACGACUGCAAGUUUGUUCACCCACUGCUGAAAAGACACGAGUGUCCACUGUGCCAGCUAGCAAUGAGAAACCCAAUGCAGACGGAAUGUGGCCACAUCUUUUGUAAGGAGUGUCUGGAGCCAGCCCUCAGCCAUAGACCUCCACUCUGUCCACUGGACAAGGAGCCCAUCUCAAGAGAAAGUAUAUUCCCAGACAAUGCCUGCAGGAGAGAAAUACUCAAUCUCGACGUGCUGUGUGGGUCCAGUGGUUGCCAGUGGGCCGGGAAGCUCAGUGAUCUUGAAGCCCAUGCAGCCGAGUGUGAGUUCUCAGAGGUGCAGUGUAAGGUGUGUGGGAACCACGUGCAGAGGAAGAGUCUCCCGGGCCACAUGAAGACCAGCUGCCCCAUGAGACCCGAGCUCUGCGUUCACUGCAGCAAAGACGUACCCUUCCAACAGAUGACGGCCCACCUGUCUAAGGUGUGUCCUGAAGUCCUUCGUUCCUGCCCCAACAAAUGUGAUCCAAAACUACAGAUGAAGCUCCAUGAUUUGGAGAAGCACGUGAGUGUCAGCGAAGGUAACUGCCCACUCUCUACCAUCAAGUGCCCUUACAGUGUCUUCAACUGCAGCUUUGUUAGUAUAAGGCAGAAUAUUGACAACCACUUGCAGCAGUUUGCCGUCUACCACGCACAGAUCCAGGCCCAGCACUUCUCCCUGCUCCUCACCUCCAUCGAGAAGAUGAGGGUCACCCAGCAGAACCAGAGCGAGAGAGUCCACGCCCUCGAGCAGCUUGCCUCCGGGACCGAGAGACGACUAACAGGGCUGGAAUCGGCAAUCAAGACACUCGGGGAUCGAUCGGAGGGUGCAAGAUCCAGCGGGAGCACGCUCGCAGCUACACAACCCCCCUCCCCAGUUCCGGGUGCCAGCCACUCCCACCCGCCCCUUCAAGAGUUAGAGGCACUCAGGUCAAAGGUUACUGAGCUAGACCACAGCCUCGACCGCUGCCUAAGUAGUUCCCUGGACCAGGAGCUGCGACUACAGCUUCUGGAGCGAGCCACCUACAACGGAAUACUAUUGUGGAAGAUUGACGAUUUCACGCGACGUCGGAGAGAGGCCGUGGAUGGAGUAACGCUCUCACUGUACUCCACCCCGUUUUACACCAGCCGACACGGGUACAAGAUGUGCGCGAGAAUAUAUUUGAAUGGAGACGGGCUGGGGAAAGGUUCGCAUCUAAGCUUCUUCUUUGUCAUCAUGCGAGGCCCGUUUGACGCUCUUCUUACGUGGCCGUUCAAGCAGAAGGUGAUGCUCACGCUAAUAAACCAAGUCGGAAAGAAGCACAUUACGGAUCACUUCAGACCUGACCCUGCCUCAAGUUCGUUCCAGAGACCCGGACGGAAAGAGAUGAACAUUGCGUCGGGGUGCCCGAUGUUCAUCAGGAUAGACCACCUCCUCAAUGGUGGAUUCAUAAGAGACGAUUCGGUAUUUCUGAGGAUUGUUGUCGACACCUCCGACCUCCCCAAAGUUGUUCCCUAACCUUACAGUCUGAUACCUCGUACCUCCUUCUUGCCUCAAUUACUCGCUGGAAUUAAGCAGUCUUUGCCGUUUACAGGCAGCCUUUACAGCGACUGACACUAUUCCCCUUGACCGUUUGCUUAAGGCAGUAAUUACGUGUUCUCUUUCGCAUGGUACUGCUACGAUUUGUCCUUGCUUUCUUCUAUUAUCCUGACUAAGAUCAUGGUGCACAUUCUCCUAUAGUCCUGACUCAAUCACAAUAACACUGGACAUAUUUGUUUAAUACUGGAUCUUGCACAUACUCAUUGCGGUUAUGCUUUACUAAUUCAAGCUCAAUGGAUGUCUCUAAGCGCAGAUUACUUCGUGCAGUAACGUUGAUUGCAUUUGAUCAUCAAUAUUAUUAUUUCCACUGUGAUAUACAUUGUUUAUUGUAACACAUGGAAAAGUUACACCCAAGUUGAAAAUAAAUAGUGAUAAUUACAAGUGUACAAUUGACCCUAGUAAUAAUACUAUGAAUGUACCAGUUCUGACUGAAUAGCCUUCUUGUACUGGUCGAGGCCCCCCUCUAAUCUGUGCACUAAUUUGUCUUUGCACAGCCAGACUGCGUUGCAGCACAGUUUAAUGAGAUGCUCAUCGUGAGAUACAAGUAAUACUCCUCCCUGCACCAGUAGAACCUCACAUAAACAAGCACACUAUCUUAUGUAUAUUAUACAUAGGAUGUUUGGGUAUAAGAGAUUUUCACCCACUCACAGAAAAACAUGCAGAUAGAUGUGUAGGAUGAUUGAGGUAUAUAGGUAAUAAAAGAAAAAAUUAAUUUUGCAUUGUAGGGCUGCCCUCUAAACACAAGCAGACUAUAUAAUUAUACUAUUCCUCCUAUGCAGGCAGUGAGUGGAUUCAGUGACUUCAGUGCUUGCCAAAAGGUAAAUCGUGCAUAAGCCAAAACCAUAAUUUUUGAGGUUGAAAAAAAAUUAAAAUUCCACCCGAUCCUAUAUCUCUCCAGACUAUGGACGCAGUGCAAUGCCAAACUAAUCUACGCUGUCCAAAAAAAGGUAUGCAAAGUUAAACUUAGGAUUAUUUUAGGAAAAGAUAAGGUUGAAAAAAAAUUAAAACAUUCUAGGCGAAAUAAGAGCGGCCAUGCAACUGCCUUACCCAUGGAUGGUUUUAGGCAAAAGUUGAAAAAAAAGUUGAAAAAAUAUAUAAUGGGCCAGCCCUCAAUCUCUCCAGACAGACAUCUACGGACGCAGUGCUAUGCCGAACUAUACGCUGCCCUUUGAGAAACAUGGGU